Salvia splendens (bonfire salvia) is the source of this 1209-nucleotide messenger RNA. RefSeq names its product protein SYS1 homolog. The coding region runs from base 373 to 831 and encodes 152 amino acids. Gene Ontology annotation, biological process: Golgi to endosome transport; Golgi to plasma membrane protein transport; protein localization to Golgi apparatus. NCBI's taxonomy places the organism in Eukaryota, Viridiplantae, Streptophyta, Magnoliopsida, Lamiales, Lamiaceae. The transcript is spliced from 3 exons. The record is from RefSeq and is a predicted model, not a curated record. Gene Ontology annotation, cellular component: Golgi membrane; trans-Golgi network.
CAAUUUCUUGAAUCAGCAUUAACCAAACAGACCUCUUCUCUCCUUCACAGCUCGGAUUCCUAAAUUCUUGAUAAUUCCUCAAUCUGAUCCCAAAUCUGCAGUGGGUACGCGCAUUCAAUUACUUCGAUUUCUAUCUAAAUCCUACAAAAUUCCUUCUUCGCCGAGUUAAUCUUCAAAUUUUAGGUUAUCCUGUUCAAAGUCACACCAAUUAACGAAUUGCAAAUUCCCCAAAAUUGCAUCACGGUUCAGUCCAAUUGCUGAAUUGAAACCUAGCUUCUGAUUUUUCACUCAACUUCCGAGUGAAAAUCGGAAAAAAGUUUGAAUUGCUGGGGAAUCGAGGUAGAAGGGGAGGGAUAAAAGAAGAAUUGAGUCAUGUUCUAUGGUUCAGUGGUAUGGGAUCCAUGGCUGAUAGUGGCGCAAAUCGUGUGCCUCCAAUGCCUGUACUACCUGGCUCUGGGGGUGUUUUUGUCGAUUCUGGUUGGCACUCGGGUUUCGAAGAUGAGCCUUGUGUAUUUCUUUGAUUAUGCCACGGUUGAUGCCUCUACAGUUAUUGGUUGGGGUGUCAUGUCUUCCAUUUUUUUCAGCUCUAUUGCUGGAGCUGGUUUUCUAGUCUAUUUAGUUGAAAGGGCGAAGAAGUGCUUGGAUUUUUGCGCUACCCUUUAUAUCGUUCACCUCUUCAUUUGCACUAUAUAUGGAGGUUGGCCAGCAUCAAUAACAUGGUGGGUUGUUAACCUUACUGGUCUUGCAGUAAUGGCGUUAUUAGGUGAAUAUCUGUGCAUGAGACGUGAAAUGCGAGAAAUUCCUAUAUCAAGACUUCGGUCAAGUGCUUGAUGAACUGGAGGCACGAGUCUUGUGAAGCUGCUGCUCAUGAGAAGGCAAUUAAAGUUCGUACGGAUGGGGCAUAUUCAUUAAGAGCAACUUUUUCCGGCAGAAGUUAUGAAGGUUAAUGCAUGUUAUAGUGAGGCCUAGUGCAUCUGGGCUUCAGGUAUACUGAAACGGCUGAAGUAUGUAAUAAAUUUGGAGUCCCAACACUUUUGCGUAGUAUAGUCACAUCUUCAUUUCAUGUAGCAACUAAAUUUCAGAGCCGUUACUGGUGCAGAGUUGGUCUAAACUGUUGGGGCGGGCCAAUGACGGCCUUCCCUGGCUAUUUGAGAUGUAGGGUCGUGUUGGGUUCGGUUCUAUAUCUGAUUAACCUGUGUGUUUUCUUCA